AUGUCGCCAUCUAAUCUGCCGUGGAUCUCCGCGCUGGAAGAUGCCGCCGAGCAAUUCGAUGGCGGGCCUCGGAGCUUCCCCUUGGCCAGCGAGUCUAGCUUUGCCCACAGGCUCGCAUACGACCCGCCGAACCUGGACUACCAAAAGCUGUUCUGGAGCAGGGCGACCGUCUCAAACUCGCAGCGUAAUGCUCUACUCCGCCCGCACAGCGCAGGCUGGCUGGUUCCGGACGAGACGAGUGUCUGCAAGCCUGUCUUUGUCGCCCACUCUGUGCUGUCGGCGAUAUGGCUGUUGAGGGAGACGCUCGCCGAAAGCGCGUUGCCUGCUGAUACGUGGGCGCGGCUGGUCUCUGCAGCGCAGGACCUUGCCGACAGCGCGAGCGACAGCUUUCAAACGGAACCCCCUUCAGCGCAGCGGCCCCGCGACUCCCCACCGCGGUCGACAAAGCGCGCUGCUGCGUCGAGUUCGGCGCUGCUGUCGAAGCGUCUCCGGCUAGCCACCGAGCCUCUCAGCCCAACGACGCCGCAGCUGUCAAGGUCAAACGAGUCUGACGGGUUGGAGGAGCCUGAGCCUGAGGAGCCUGUCCGUGAACAGAUCAGCCAGGAGGAACCCGCCCAGAUCACGACCAUCACCAACAAAAAUCGCCGUGCUGAGCGAGAGCGCGCCAAGAAGCUG
Molecule: messenger RNA, 675 nt
Organism: Didymella exigua CBS 183.55
Lineage: Eukaryota; Fungi; Ascomycota; Dothideomycetes; Pleosporales; Didymellaceae
Exons: 1
Source: RefSeq, a predicted model, not a curated record